Messenger RNA from Brienomyrus brachyistius, 982 nucleotides. It is a transcript of the gene terb2, whose product is annotated as telomere repeat binding bouquet formation protein 2. Gene Ontology annotation, biological process: meiotic attachment of telomere to nuclear envelope; homologous chromosome pairing at meiosis. The record is from RefSeq and is a predicted model, not a curated record. Bases 161 to 823 code for a protein of 220 amino acids. NCBI's taxonomy places the organism in Eukaryota, Metazoa, Chordata, Actinopteri, Osteoglossiformes, Mormyridae. Gene Ontology annotation, cellular component: nuclear inner membrane. The transcript has 8 exons.
GCUCCGGAUAAAGCCCCCGUCACGUGACAUCGGUUUCGGUUCAUCGUCAGAUUUACAAUUUAUAUAUUUAUAAACCUAAAUUAUUAAACCAUUUACUAGAUAAAUUAGUUUAUUUUGAGAAUUAUUUGUGUCGGUUGGACCAAAUUAUUAUAGAUCUGGCAUGUUUAGAAAGAAAAAGGCCUGGUUUUCAAAAAGUGUGAGUGAAGACCUUCGUCGUCUAUGGGUGUCUGGAGGUGGGUUGAUCGCCAGCUGGACCUCUGCGGAGUACCUGUUCAGCGCGGAUGCAUCCUGCCCUGACACGCAACGGGUUUUUGAAAGUGCAGACUAUGUAGACGACAGGGUGGCCGUUUUCCACAGCUCAUGCCUUUCUGCAUGUGAGCAGCGCCAGAACAUGGAGUCAUUGACUGCUGGCCACUAUGUGCUCCCCCCAGCAUGUGUUCAGAAAGAAGUUAAAGCAGCAGUUGGGGGCUUCAUUUGGGAGCAAGAGGACGACCAUAACAUGUUACAGAUGGAAAAGUGUAGCUGUGAAAACCAAGAACCUCAGACUAGCUACAAAGCACUCAGGAUGGAAAAGCCAGAAAGAAAACUUCCCUGGUGUAAUACGCAACAUUAUCCUACCAACAACGCGAUCACAGGGUAUGUUUCAGUAAAUGACCUGAAAAGGUAUCCUGGGAAGUUGCAUGACUUCCGUCCAGGCUGUUCUGGGUUUUCAGUGGCUAAAGUUACCAUGGAAAACACCAUAGCCUUUGAUACAACGAGGAAGUCCAAGCUACCAAGAACCCCUUCUGUUACUUGUGAUCUCUUUAGCAAAGCAAAGGAGUAAGAAAAGAAGUGCAAUACAUAUGUCAUGGCAAUUGUCUUUGAAAUAUAAAGAACCACUUUAGACUUCUGGAAAGGUUUUUUUUAUGUGUACAGGUGUAACGCCUCAAUAAUAUAAGAUGAGAAAGCGAUAUAUACUUUAAUAAAUAUGUAUUUUAAACUU